Molecule: messenger RNA, 5181 nt
Organism: Xenopus laevis (African clawed frog)
Lineage: Eukaryota; Metazoa; Chordata; Amphibia; Anura; Pipidae
Gene: pygb.S
Product: phosphorylase, glycogen, muscle S homeolog
Biological process (GO): glycogen catabolic process; carbohydrate metabolic process
Cellular component (GO): cytoplasm
Molecular function (GO): pyridoxal phosphate binding; glycogen phosphorylase activity; 1,4-alpha-oligoglucan phosphorylase activity
Source: RefSeq, marked predicted
GUGUGCGAGUAGGAAGCCGGUGUAGUGAGCUGUGCGCAUGAACAUCCCUCCCUCUGCAGUUAAUAAGGUUUGGACACAGCCAGAGCUGCACUCACAUCUCCCUGGUAACCCCUCUCUGUUGGCACCGACAUGGCCACCCCGCUGUCAGACUCGGACAAAAAGAAGCAGAUCAGCGUGAGGGGCAUCGCCGGCCUUGGGGAUGUGUCCGAGGUCAGGAAGAGCUUCAAUCGGCACCUGCACUUCACCCUAGUGAAAGACCGGAACGUGUCCACUCCGAGGGACUAUUACUUUGCCCUGGCGCACACGGUCCGUGAUCACCUGGUGGGACGAUGGAUCAGGACGCAGCAGUAUUACUACGAGAAGGAUCCCAAGCGAAUCUAUUAUCUCUCCCUGGAAUUCUACAUGGGUCGUACCCUGCAGAACACAAUGCUUAAUCUGGGACUGCAACAUGCCUGCGAUGAAGCCAUUUAUCAGCUGGGCCUGGAUAUGGAAGAGCUUGAGGAGAUAGAAGAGGAUGCAGGUCUCGGGAAUGGUGGAUUGGGGCGUCUGGCAGCUUGCUUCCUGGACUCUAUGGCAACACUUGGACUUGCAGCUUAUGGAUAUGGAAUUCGAUAUGAAUUUGGAAUAUUCAACCAAAGGAUUAUGAAUGGCUGGCAGGUUGAAGAAGCAGAUGAUUGGUUGCGGUAUGGAAAUCCCUGGGAAAAAGCUCGCCCUGAGUUCAUGCUUCCGGUCCAUUUCUAUGGCAGAGUAGAGCACACAGCUGAAGGUUCCCAGUGGGUUGACACGCAGAUUGUUCUGGCAAUGCCUUACGAUACACCAGUCCCUGGAUACAAAAAUAACACCGUGAACACCAUGAGGCUGUGGUCAGCCAAGGCCCCUAAUGAGUUCAACCUAAAAGAGUUUAAUGUUGGGGACUACAUAGAGGCCGUGCUGGACAGAAAUCUGGCGGAAAACAUCUCUCGAGUCUUGUACCCUAAUGACAAUUUCUUUGAAGGCAAAGAGCUGCGACUGAAGCAGGAGUACUUCGUUGUGGCUGCGACGCUACAGGAUAUAAUCAGGCGAUUCAAGUCUUCUAAGUUUGGAUGUCGGGACCCCGUUAGAACCUGCUUUGAUACAUUCCCAGACAAGGUUGCAAUACAGCUGAAUGACACUCAUCCUGCACUCGCCAUCCCAGAGCUUAUGAGGAUUCUAGUAGAUGUGGAGAAAAUGGACUGGGAUAGGGCCUGGGAUGUCACCAAGAAGACCUGUGCUUAUACAAACCACACAGUGCUGCCCGAGGCUCUGGAACGAUGGCCUGUGCACUUGUUUGAGAAAUUGCUGCCCCGUCACCUGGAGAUUAUCUAUGCAAUCAAUCAACGACACCUAGAUGAAGUGGCUGCCAUGUAUCCAGGGGAUAUGGACCGACUGAGGAGAAUGUCUAUUAUUGAAGAAGGAGAUUGCAAAAGGAUCAAUAUGGCUAACUUGUGUGUGAUUGGCUCUCAUGCUGUGAAUGGAGUGGCCAGGAUUCACUCUGAAAUAGUGAAGAAUUCUGUUUUCAAAGAUUUCUAUGACCUGGAACCAAACAAGUUCCAGAACAAGACCAAUGGCAUCACCCCAAGACGCUGGCUUAUGCUGUGCAACCCAGGCCUGUCUGAUAUCAUUUCUGAGAAAAUUGGAGAGGAUUUUGUGACAGACUUGAGCCAGUUACGCAAGUUACUGGAGUUUGUUGAUGAUGAAAGUUUUGUGCAUGAUGUAGCGAAGGUCAAGCAGGAGAACAAACUAAAGUUCGCAGCUUACUUGGAGCAGGAAUACAAAGUCAAGAUAAACCCUUCCUCUGUGUUUGAUGUGCAAGUCAAGAGAAUCCAUGAAUACAAGAGGCAGCUGCUCAAUUGUUUACACAUUAUUACUCUGUACAAUAGAAUCAAGAAAGACCCAUCCAAGGUUUUUGUUCCAAGGACUGUUAUGAUUGGAGGAAAGGCGGCUCCUGGUUACCAUAUGGCUAAAAUGAUCAUCAAGUUAAUCAACGCCAUUGCAAGUAUUGUAAAUAACGAUCCAGUUAUCGGUGACAGACUGAAGGUCAUUUUCUUGGAAAACUAUCGAGUGUCAAUGGCAGAAAAAGUGAUUCCCGCAGCCGACUUGUCUCAGCAGAUCUCUACUGCCGGCACCGAGGCUUCUGGAACAGGAAACAUGAAGUUUAUGUUGAAUGGAGCCUUGACUAUAGGAACCAUGGACGGAGCCAAUGUGGAGAUGGCAGAAGAGGCGGGAGAAGAAAACUUGUUCAUCUUUGGCAUGAGAGUGGAUGACGUUGAUGCUCUGGACAGGAAGGGGUACAAUGCUAGAGACUACUAUGAUAGAAUCCCAGAGCUGCGGCAGGCGAUGGAUCAGAUCAGAGAUGGACAUUUCUCCCCCAGAGAAACCGAUCUGUUCAAGGAUGUUGUCAAUAUGCUAAUGAACCAUGACAGGUUUAAGGUUUUUGCUGACUAUGAAGAUUAUAUCAAAUGCCAAAAGAAAGUGGACCAGUUAUACAUGAACCCCAGAGAAUGGACAAAGACGGUGAUCAGAAACAUUGCCUGCUCCGGGAAGUUCUCCAGCGACAGGACCAUCAGUGAAUAUGCAACAGAAAUCUGGGGAGUGGAGCCAUCGACAGUGAAGAUCCCACCACCCAACAUACCAAGGGAGUAAAGCCCAGAGGGUGCAUGUUCUCGCUGUCCUCUGCUGACAGUUGUGUUGCUACAGGAUUAGUAUAUUGUCCACCACUUGUGACUUAGCACCAUUUUCCCUAUCAAAGCUUAAGCCUCUGGGAAACACUUGUGUUGUUUUUAUUAGGGCUCUCCGCAGGUAGAAAGCCUCACAUAGCUCACUGCUCAACUGAAGCGUAUUAUAAAUUCUCCCCCUAUAAGCUUGCUUUUAUAUAUCUUGUUCUUCUGCGCUUGUUGACCUACAACUCUCAACGUCUAUGAGCUGGUUGUUGUAGUUCAGCAGUGCUGAAUGUCUUAGCAAUGAGUUCCCUUGAUUGGUUAUUGUAAGGAUAGGGCAGUGCUACCCAAUCAGAAUCCUGAAUACUGUAACGGAGGGGAAGGUUUAGCAGGGAACAUGGUGCUGUAGAUACAGUCUACUACAAGGUGCUGAGGAACCGAGACUUACUAAUCCGGAGUAAGAAUUUCCCAGAAUGUUGUGUUUUCUACCCAUACAGCUCUGUACCACUUCUGUCCUGAGGAAGAAAGAGAACAAGCGUCUGUGUCUGUAGUUUUCAUGGCUUUGUGACACUUUAGUGUGGGGGAUUUAUUUAAAGUACUGUAUUCCUUAUGGAACAUUUGCAUGUGCUCUCAGCAUUGAUAACAGAGCCGCGUCUCUCUGGCUGGGCUACAUCCCUGGAUGCUGGGAGUUGAGAGAGACGCAGUUCAGCUAUCCCUGCUUUUAGUUGACCAUUAUUUUAAUGUGUGUCUUGCACAGAAGCUGCUGAAUUCACUUCUGUUAUUUCAUACCGUUAACCAUUUUGGACAUAGGAGGCUACUAGUUGAUGAUAAGCAGCGGGAAGUGUCUGUAGAUUAGUGGCAAUAAUCCCCAUUUAUAGGAGGGGGAGUCCCUGUAUUUUGCUCAUAUGGAAGCAGUAGAGAAUUAAGCAAAUAUAUUGAGAAUAAAAGUUCUAACCAUUAUACUUUACUGUGGGGCAAAUUCUAAUUUCUGGUACUAAAAAUAACAAGGGAAAGUGUCCCAUGUGGGAAUAACAAACACGAGUGACAUCUUUACUGCUCUCAACCACUCAGGGCUUUGCACCAUAACCUUCACAUUUGUGGGCAAUAAACCCAAUACUGCCGGUUGUAAACAGCGAGUUAUUAUUUGCAUGGGACCCAGGCACACGGGGGGAUGGGAGGAGCUGCUGUUUUAUUGUCUGUAUGAGAUGCAUUAUAUGCCCCACUGAGACUUACCCUGGGAAACUGAUACUGUUCUGCUUGGCAUCUCUCUAGAUAGGGCAUAGGACAGCUCUAGUACUCGCUUCUCCUGUUUCACUGCAUUUUAUAUUUGAGGAACAUUAUAUAUAUAUAUUUAAGGGGAUUCUGUCAUGCUUUUUAUGAUUAUUUCUAAAUUACACUGUUUACACUGCAGAUAAUUCACUCUACAAUAUACAUUUUAAUUCCUGAACCAGCAAGUGUAUUUUUUUAGUUGUAAUAUUGGUGUGUAGGCGUCAGGUGAUUUUGCCUGGUCAUGUGCUUUCAGAAAGAGCCAGCACUUUAGGAUGGAACUGCUUUCUGGCAAGAUGUUGUUUCUCCUACUCAAUGUAACUGAAUGUGUCUCAGUGGGACCUGGAUUUUACUAUUGAGUGCUGUUCUUAGAUCGGUAGCUGUUAUCUUGUGUUAGGGAGCUGCUAGCUGGUUACCUUCCCAUUGUUCUGUUGUUAGCCUGCUGGUGAUAUCACUCCAACUUGCAGUACAGCAGUAAAGAGUGACUGAAGUUUAUCAGAACACAAGUCACAUGAUUGGGGGCAGCUGGGAAACAGACAAUAUGUCUAGCCCCAUGUCAGAUUUCAAUAUUAAACAUAAAAAAAUCAGUUUGCUCUUUUGAGAAAUGGAUUUCAGUGCAGAAUUCUGCUGGAGCAGCACUAUUAACUGAUUCAUUUUGAAAAAAGCAUGACAGUAUCCCUUUUAACCUAUGGUUUUAUUAAUGGAUCAUUUUAAGAAAAUAUAAUGAGUAGGGCAGCAAUGGACCACGUUGUAUGAUGCUCCAUUAGCCAUUCAGAACUGAACCUGUGCGUGUCUUUCUGUACUACCGAUACCCAAUCGCCCCUUCCCCCCAUUUGACCAAUCAGUACAUUCUUUCUUCUAUAACAAAGGAGUGUGUAAUGUAAUCGCUGAGUGGCCUGAGCACAAAGCUUUGUCCAUAUAGAUCAUUGCAGCGGGGAGAGGUCAUUGCUCCCACGUGGCAGGUAUGAAUGAGAAGAGAAGCUAUAAUAUUAGUAAGUAAUAUUUAUGAAAACUGAUUCUUAUUCUGGGCAUUAAAAGAAGAAAUGAAAUAUUUGUGAGCAAUGACUUAACCAUAACGGUGGAGUGGCCAUACUGCUGAGCGAGUGUAUUGAGUCUGAUGGAUACAGACUACUUGUAAAUAAGAAUGUAUAAUGGAAGUGUAAUGUAUGCACAGCAGAUCCACAGUGUGUCACGCAUUGUCCUGAGCUUCCGACGUGUAAUAAACAUUCAUCCAAUGAAA